Molecule: messenger RNA, 2740 nt
Organism: Synchiropus splendidus (mandarinfish)
Lineage: Eukaryota; Metazoa; Chordata; Actinopteri; Syngnathiformes; Callionymidae
Product: inactive phospholipid phosphatase 7
Exons: 2
Coding region: 670-1524 (284 amino acids)
Cellular component (GO): nuclear envelope
Molecular function (GO): sphingosine-1-phosphate phosphatase activity
Source: RefSeq, a predicted model, not a curated record
ACAGAGAUUAGAAAAGAAUCUGAGUGAAGAAUUGUAUCUUAUCUAUUCUUGUGUCAUGAGCUUAUGACCACUCUGCUUGUUAACACGCCGCGCUGCCAGUUCACGCACCAAGGAGAACUCCUGAAUCAGGACCGUGCGUAACGUGCGCCAAACGCGUAACGUGGCUGCAGCAGCUGUGUUCGGGUCGGGCCCUCUUGUCCGCACAGCAUCCUUUGUCCAGGCUUUUCUUUUGAUGUAACUCGUUCUCUACGUGUCUGCAUGUACACUGUCCGCCAACUGUUGACGUCGCGUCUCACCGUGGAGAUGCAUCAUUUUAGCAUCUUAGCAUCGCGAAUGCUAAGAUGCUAAAAUGUCAACAUCACGUUUGUUUUGAGCUUUCUCGGCAGAAGCACUUGAAACAGCGGUUUGUUGUUUUUUUCUGGCGAAGCCGCAUGCUGAUGCCGCUGCUUUAUUUCCGUGCUGUGGAUCGGGUUUCGCUCGACUGGCUAUAAACAGCGUGGCCACCGCGCAUUCCGCCGGCUCUAAAUAUAUCUAUUAAGGCCAGGGGAAGGGGGACCGCUGAAGGAGGGAGCGAGGGGGGGUUAUUCUCGGAGUGUCGCGGUGAGCUCGGACUAUUAUCUUCCGGAGGCUGACAAUUGGCUGUAACGCGCGGAGACGAGGAGUCCAAACAUGCCCGCCGGUGCUAGCGCGCGAUCCCGGGCCCGGGAGAGAAACAGCGUCCUGGGGAGACCCGAGUUCAUGUCUCUCAAUCAGCCGCUCCGGGCCAGUGGCGGCUCCGAGGGUCGAGGCGGCUCCAGGAGAGCCGGCGCGGUGAAGCACCAGCCCAGCGAAGAAGCCUCCGACGCCGGCAGCAAGGACAGGAGAGAGUCGAGCAAGAUGCCGGAGGAGGACUGCAUGCAGCUGAACCCCUCCUUCCGAGGAAUCGCCAUCAACUCGCUUCUCGCCAUCGACAUCUGUCUGUCCAAGCGCAUGGGCGUGUGCGCGUCCACGACGUCCUCGUGGGGGGGCUGCCGCUCCAUUGUCAACCUGUUGGCGCUCACCGGACACGGAAUCACGUGGAUCGUCGGCACAAUCGUGUGUCUGACCAGGAGCAACACCCUGGCCGGACAGGAAGUCCUGGUCAACCUGCUGCUCGCCCUCCUUGUUGACGUGAUGACGGUGGCCGGCGUCCAGAGACUGGUGAAGCGCAAAGGACCCUGGGAGAUGUCACCGGGCUUCCUGGACUGUGUAGCCAUGGACAUGUAUUCCUUCCCCGCCGCCCAUGCCAGCAGAGCUGCCAUGGUGUCCAAGUUUCUGCUGUCCCACUUGGUCCUGGCGGUGCCACUCCGUAUCCUGCUGGUGCUGUGGGCCUUCCUGGUGGGCCUGUCCCGGGUGCUGCUGGGACGACACCACCUGACAGAUAUGGUGUGUGGCUUUGCACUGGGCUUGUUCCACUUCAGCCUGAUGGAGACGGUGUGGCUCUCCUCCAACACCUGCCAAGCUCUGAUUUCCUUCAGCACCCUCAGCUGGAGUCCCUUCUUCUGAACCUCCUGUGAUGCUGCAAGCUCUCCGUGUGAAGGAAUUUAAAGGAGUUUUGCAAUGCUCAGGCGUUCUCGUUGCAGGUGCAGGGAAAUGGAACUUGCAUGUGAGACACAGUUUUGUUGCCGAAGCUUGCAACAUCAGCUGCCUCUCCUUUGAUUUCUAUUCAGGUUGAUCAGUGUAUGCAAAAUGACACCCGACUAAAAUCAGCACUCACCAUGAAGGUUCAGACUUCAAUGUGUUUUAAAUUAUUUUUCUGUGAGUAUUCCCCUGCUUUAAUCUCAAAUGUCCAGUGAUGUGGUGGAAGCAAGAUCUAGAAAGUUAAGUUAUUAAAUCCAGUGAGUUGUUUAAGGUUUGACAAGAGAAACAGAGUGAGAUUAGAUUCAAGUACGUAACUAUGAUAGUCUUUGGUUAAAGUUGAGGAGCAGCUUGGUGGGCUUCCAUCACAUACUCCGGUUUCCUGUCACAGCCCAAAAACACACCAAGGUCAAUUGAUAACUUGAAAUUGGUCUGUGGACUGGAGGCCUGUACAUGGAGUUUCCUCCGCUCACCUUAUUUGCUAGGAUGGUCUCCAGCUCCUACUUUUGAAAUGGAUGAUGUUUGGAAGUUGCUGCACAGUUGCUGCUGAAAGUGUCAAAAAAAAGUCAGUAUGGAACGCUCAGGUAGCAGGAGAUUCCUGCGUUAUAGAUAGAUAUAGAUAGAUCAAGACUGUUUCCCAAAUUCAAGCUUAAGUCUGAGACAGUGUGUCUUGGUGGUCAUUUUGUUUGAUUUCUGAACCUCUACUUUUUGUGGGUCAUACUAUUUGCUGCAUCUAUGCAAAAAGGGCUCGCAGAGUUUUAAGCUUUCUCACUUUUAACUGUCAUCUGAAUCUGCAGACUUUCCCUCCAAGCAUCUUGCACAACUUCCCUUGUGCCUCUCCUUCCUAUUUCACUGAGGUUUUCUUCCUCUUCUCUUGUCGUCUACUCCUUUUUUGGUGAAACACUAUGAUAGUGUUGAACACUAUUUUGAAGCAUCAGCUUAAAGUAAACCACUAAUUUGAAAUAAUGCUGAGCUAAUAUUUAACAUCAUCCUGUCGCUCCUACUAUUAUUUAACUCAGUUCAACAAAAGGCCUGAAAUGUCUGUUUGAAGCUGUAUUUUUUUCUGAUAUUCAAUUUGGAUUUUAAUUUCAAGAUUUGCGUGUAAAUAGACAACAGUUUAUUGUAAAUUAGUUUUCGCUUUGGU